AUGAAAAAGCACCUUAAGGAAGUGACAAGUCAAGCUCAAGCAGAGGAGAAGAGAAUCGCGCAUGCCUGUGCUCUCAUCAGUAGCAAACAGCACGUAAUCAAAGAAUUAAUAGACAAGUAUUCAGCAUUGACACGUAUCGAGCGUGUGUUCGUAUAUUGCCUACGUUUCCUAAGCAACGUUCGAAGGAUUCCAAGCGAGAGGAUUUUAUCACAUUUAACCACGACGGAAAUUGAAGCAGCACACAUGCAUCUAGCUCGCUACGCACAAAUGAGCGCGUUCGCUGAAGAAAUUAUCUCUCUCAAGAAGAACAAUGAAUUCAGCUCGACAAGCAGGAUAAUACAGUUGCAUCCGUUCCUAGACGAACAACAUUUAUUAAGGGUAGGUGGACGAUUGCAACACUCUUCAUGGGCAUUCGAAAGAAAAUACCCUAUAAUUUUGCCAGACAAAUCGAAAUUUUCAAGGUUACUGUUUGAGAGACAGCAUCAACGAUUAUUACAUGGGAGCCAAAUUCAGAUGUUGACCUCCAUUCGAAAUCGAUAUUGGCCUAUAAGGGGCCGAAAUUUGGCUAGACGCGUCUGUCGAGAAUGCGUCCGCUGCGCUAGAGCCAAUCCACAAGAAUUAUCGCAGUUAAUGGGAUCACUUCCACGUGACAGAGUAUGUUCUGAUCGAGCUUUCGCCGUUACCGGCAUUGAUUUCGCCGGUCCUAUUACAACUCUAGUGAACAAGAGUCGAGGUCGCAAGACUAACAAGUCUUAUGUAGCACUAUUCAUUUGCUUUGCCACUAAGGCCGUUCAUUUGGAGGCAGUGAGCGAACUUACUUCGGCGGCGUUCCUCGCCACCCUUCGACGAUUCAUCAGUAGAAGAGGACGUCCACACAUCAUUUUUAGUGACAACGCAACAAAGGACCCCGCACAAAAUAAAGGGAAACCGGUGUACAGUCAAAUGGGCUGGGGAUGGAGUAUGUUGUAG
Molecule: messenger RNA, 969 nt
Organism: Cyphomyrmex costatus
Lineage: Eukaryota; Metazoa; Arthropoda; Insecta; Hymenoptera; Formicidae
Exons: 1
Coding region: 1-969 (322 amino acids)
Molecular function (GO): nucleic acid binding
Source: RefSeq, a predicted model, not a curated record